AGAGUAUAACGUGCCUCUCAGGCUUUGUGCUAAGGGCAGUGGAAAAGCCUUCAAGAAGUCGGCCGAGGAAGUACCGUGAUCUGAUAUAUGGCCCUAAAGGGUUCUAAGGAAAGGGAAGAUGCGUUACUGCGUCUAUGCGCAGAGAGUAGAUUGCAGGCGUGCAGAGACUGUCAGGAAGCGCCUGCAGUGCUCCACAGUGGCUCCCGUUCAGGUUUUGGCAGUGACGUUGGAGAGAAGCGGCCAGCUUGAUGGCUCAACCCCUAGUGCUUUUUGCACGGCCCUGAUGUGAGAGCGAGCGAGCGCAGCCAAGAUUUGACCAUAUUCAUCUCCUGAGCACCUGAUCCUCCUCGGAGCUCCUGCUCACAGCUUGUGUCUUGAUGAUGGAUGUGGAGGAGGAGGAUUUGUCUCUGCUGACCGCCCUGCUGGAGGAGAACCAGUCAGCCUCGACCUGUCAUUCGGAAGCUGGGAGCUGCUCGCCCCCGGAGGAGGGUGGACCCGACGCCUAUGACGAGCUCUUCGACGCCGAUGGUGACGGUGAAUCGUACACAGAAGAGGCUGAGGAUGGGGACGUAGGAACCGCGGGGGUCCAGAAGGAAAACGUGGCCACCCUCUUUGGAGAUGUGGGGGACUUAACAGAUGAAGAAGUUCCGGAAUCGCAGCCAGCUGAAAAGAGCGCCCUCCCUGCUUCGGCCCCUAAUCGGGAGAAAACCAAUCAGGAGCUGCAAGAUGAAUUAAGGAAGUUGCAAGAGCAAAUGAAGUCCUUACAAGAACAGCUAAAAGCAGCGUCGAUUAAACAGCCUGAAAGUCCAGGCUCUCUGCGUAAAUCCCCUGAAAGUAGGACCACACGGCCCCCACUUAAGGAGAAGAAAGUUCAGAGAAUUCAGGAGUCGGCGUGCUUUUCUGCAGAGCUUGAUGUCCCUGCUCUGCCCAAGACCAAGCAGGUGGCUCGGAGGCCAAAGCCUUCUCCAGGACCUAAAAGCUCAUCUUCAGGGAUGACAAAUGCACCCUCCCAACCACUCCAGACUGUUCCUGGGGAAAAACACAGUGGGGUGACUAGAGAUCGGGGCUCGGGGAGCCCGGGGAGCUUGGGGGAGCCAGCUCAGCAGGUCUCCAUGGAAGCCUUCUCCGGCCUGCGGCUCAGGCGGCCUCGAGUGUCCUCCACAGAAAUGAGCAAGAAAAUGGUUGGCCGAAAACUGAUCAGAUUGUCUCAGGUCAAGGAAAAGAUGGCAAUGGAGAAGCUGGAAGAAAUGGACUGGGUGACGUUUGGGGUUAUUUUGAAGAAAGUCACCCCCCAGAGUACUCAUAGUGGAAAAACAUUUAGCAUCUGGCGAUUGAAUGAUCUUCGGGACCUGACAAGUUAUGUGUCGCUGUUCUUGUUUGGAGAAGUUCACAAAGAACUCUGGAAGACAGAGCAAGGCACUGUCGUGGGCUUGCUCAACGCCAACCCCAUGAAGCCCAAGGACGGUUCAGAGGAGGUGUGCUUGUCCAUCGAUCACCCUCAGAAGGUCUUAAUCAUGGGCGAAGCUCUUGACCUGGGAACCUGUAAAGCCAGGAAGAAGAAUGGGGAGCCAUGUACACAGACUGUCAAUCUGCACGACUGCGAGUACUGCCAGUACCACGUCCAGGCGCAGUACCGGAAGCUCAGCGCCAGGCGGGCCGAUCUGCAGUCCACUUUCUCGGGAGGACGAAUUCCGAAGAAGUUUGCCCGCAAAGGCCCCAGCCUGAAGGAGCGGCUGUGUCAGGACGGUUUUUACUACGGAGGAAUUUCCUCCCAGUCUUACGCGGCCUCCAUUGCAGUGGCUGUUGCUCCCAAAAAGAAGAUUCAGACCACUCUGACCAACCUGGUUGUGAAAGGCACCAACUCCAUCAUUCAGGAAGCACGGCAAAAACUCGGAAUACCACAGAAGAGCUUGUCUUGCUCCGAGGAGUUCAGGGAACUGAUGGACCUGCCAACAUUUGGAGCCAGAAACUUGAAACAUUUAGCCAAAGCCAGGACUUCAGGGACCCCGGGGAGCCCACAGCCUGCCAUUCAGUCUGUCUCAGCAUCAGCCCUCCUGAAGCAGCAGAAGCAGCAGAUGUUGGAGAUGAGGAAGAGGAAAUCCGAAGAAAUACAGCGACGAUUUCUCCAAAGCUCAAAUGAAGUUAGGAAGCCAGAGGUGCCAAGCUCAUCCCGACAGCUGCCUGCCCAGUCUCCGCGAACUGGCGCUGAGUUCCCCGCACCGGAAGGAACCACCACCCCACGGAUGCCCAAGCUGGGCCGUGGUGUCACGGAAGGGGACGAUGUUCUGUUCUUUGAUGAGGCUCCACCACCAAGACCAAAGCUGAGUGCGCUAGCAGAAGCUAAAAAGUUAGCUGCUGUUGCCAAAUUAAGGGCAAAAGGCCAAAUUCUUACAAAAACAAAUCCGAACAACAUGACAAGGGAGCAGAAGAACCCACAGGAUGUACAGGAAGUAAAAGAACGAGUAGAAAAGAACAACACCUGUUCUCCUGAAGCUGAGGAUGAGUUAGAGCCUGCAAAGAAAAAGAGGAGAGAGCAGCUUGCCUACCUGGAGUCUGAGGAAUUUCAGAACAUUCUGAAAGCGCAGUCAAAGCACACAGGCAUCCUGAAGGAGGCUGAGGCUGAGCUCCAAGAACGCUAUUUUGAGCUACUGGUAAAAAAAGAACAAAUGGAAGAAAAGAUGAGAAACAUCAGAGAAGUGAAAUGUCGCGUGGUGACCUGUAAGACGUGCGCCUACACCCACUUCAAGCCUUUGGAGACCUGCGUCAGUGAGCAGCAUGACUACCACUGGCACGAUGGCCUGAAGAGGUUUUUCAAGUGUCCCUGCGGAAACAGAAGCAUCUCUCUUGACCGGCUCCCCCAAAAGCACUGCAGUAACUGUGGCCUCUACAAAUGGGAGCGGGAUGGAAUGCUAAAGGAAAAGACUGGUCCAAAGAUAGGAGGAGAAACCCUGUUACCGAGAGGAGAAGAACAUGGCAAAUUUCUAAACAGCCUUAAAUGAGCCUACCUGCCGACACUGUCCCACAGUCUACCUUGAUUCCUGGAUGGGAAAAGCAAGGGAUCGGCUCUGGCGUGCCCAUAUUCCUGACCACCACCUCCCGAAACAAGUGCUCGUUAAGCCCGUAACUCCACCUCUGCUUCCUCCACUACGUUUGAUACCAACUUUAACGCUGGCGCGCAGGUGGAAAAUCAAGAUACCAUGGCCUUUCCUGUUCUUCCUACAGAUGACUGACUACCUUACCGCAUUCACAGAGUUUGGCCGGAAUACCAGAAGGAGAAAGGCAGCCGGGGUCUCUUGGAUAUAGAGCGUGCGUUCCUUGCUCACAAUAAAGUGACACCCAGAGCCAAAAGCAUUAAUUUAGCUUAAUUCUCACCCUUAGUUAGGUUAACUUCUGGUCUUUGUUUUGUUUUGUAUAAACUGAGGAAGAUCAGACCAAAUGAUCUUGAAAUGUAUCUUUCAGCCCUGAAAUUCUACUGAUAUAACUUAUUUCCAUCUGCAGAUACAUUUCUACUAUGAUCACUGCCCUCACUAUUAUGUUGAGAUACUGAUAUCAGGAGCUAGGUUCCUUCUUUCUGUCCUGUUAUCUCAGUUUUGCUCUUUGAAAUUGAUCAAGUCACUAAACAACAUUGCCCGUAUUUAUUUAUAUAUAAAGAGGAGUCUCUGCUCUUAUAAUAUUGUAGACCUCUAAUGCACAAACCUAAAAUCUCAUUAUUUGUACAAAUGAAUUUAUUUCAACAUGACAUAAAGAAACUUUGACACCUCUAACCAAAACAGGUACAAAAUUUAACAUGCUGUGAAACAUGCUGUUAAACUCAGAAACUACAAAGACAGCAUCUCAUGGAGUUUGGGGGUUGCAGAUGUAGUUUAUUAUAUACAGCAGGAAUUUUGAAGGUCAAACACAAUGGAAAUUAAAUCAAUAAAAAUUUAUAGGAGA
This is a messenger RNA of Heterocephalus glaber (naked mole-rat), 3933 nucleotides long. It is a transcript of the gene Mcm10, whose product is annotated as minichromosome maintenance 10 replication initiation factor. Gene Ontology annotation, cellular component: nucleus; nuclear replication fork. Gene Ontology annotation, molecular function: single-stranded DNA binding; DNA replication origin binding. Gene Ontology annotation, biological process: DNA replication initiation; DNA replication. Lineage: Eukaryota; Metazoa; Chordata; Mammalia; Rodentia; Bathyergidae. The record is from RefSeq and is a predicted model, not a curated record.